GAGGGCAUCUGCCCGGACGACCUCAACCUAGGCGAAGUAGUAGAAGAUGAGGAAGGUGAACGUUUCGUUGUCAACGAAGCUGUCGACAACAUAAAGGAAGACUGACUGAAAGAGAGAACUGUAAUUAUGAUUUUCCAGGAGGAAGCAAGGCAGCUGUCGAGACAAGUAAAGGAGGGCCUGGUCAGGGCCUAUGAGGAUGGGUGGUUGACACAGAAAAUCUUCGAUCCAGAUACAAGGAGAGGUAGAAUCCGGUUCGAAGGCCAAAACGUCAUCUCAUAUGUAGCCAAGGCGAAGGAAGUAGCGGACUGGUUGCUGAGGAGAGGGGAGGAAAAACUGAAACUAGGAUCCAAGGAAUACCUCACGACCUUCAAACCUUGGAUCCCUCGCCAAGAGUUGCGUGACCUGAGACUGCAGGAAGCAGAAGUCAACUUUUGGAUAGUGGCAUUGCGAGUUCAACUCGAUGCGUACUACUAUUUAUUAAGAGCAGUUAGCGCGAUGUUCGGAGAGGUAAAGGCGAUGCACCCUCCGGAGUUUGACAGAACGAGGCCGAAGUUGAUGAAUGUCAAAUUUGACAUGCACCCGGACACGAGAUUCAACGUUGAAGAUAGUUUGGUGAUCGAAUCUCCAAGGGAGAAAGGUGAAAGGUCAGCCGGAGCAGUCGAGAUGGGAGGACCAAUCAGAGUGCAGGGAGGGAAGGGGAGCUUUCGGCCAACAGGAACCAGUAAUGGGACGAAGAAGAAGGAACGGGGCGACGUGGCGUGCGUGGGUGGAGGAGGAGACAAGGAGGCAGAAGGUCUCCAGAUCCGGAGAACGGAGGGGAUAGAGCAAGAACAGGGCAACCCAGAGAUGGGACUGAGUUCAAGCAGCGAUCGAGGAAGGGGGUUCUUUCGACUGAAUACCCAGACCUUAGAGGACCCUGGUCUCAGGGACUGGGUGUGCCAGCACAUGGCUUCUUGGGAGGAGGCUAAACACUUGUUCCAGACAACAGAAGACUGGGCGGACGGCGGGUUGGCCAUAAUCUCAGGGAUUCUCAACAUCAGCUCCAAGAUCCUCGUGAAGUCCAGAAACCAGAAAGAAGCGGAAUGCAAACGGAGGGUGGAGGAAGCGGAGGAGAGAAUGGAAGGUCACCCAAUAUCUGCACUGGCCUCGGCGACAGAAAGAGAGAGGAGGUUAGAGGAGUGGGAGAACCUGCAAACAAGGAAGGAAAGAAGAUGGAUGAAGUUGUUGAAAGAGAAGGGCAUAAAGACAAGCGAUAAGAUGAACAAGGAGACAUUUCAGAAACUGCUCCCUAGAAGAUCGAUGCAGCAAAUGGUGGAACUGAAGCACCCUUUCGACGAUACAGCCCCAACAGCCUCCACAACGUCUGGAAUGUUGGACUAUGCCAAGAUGUACUACGCAGACAUACUCACGACGCGCAGACCCCAAGAUGGGGUGGACACAGAUCUCACGGAGGUUUCAGAUUUUUGGGAGGACACCCAAGUGAAACUAGCUGCAACAGCAAGACUGGACAUGGACAGACCGCUUACCUUGGAAGAAACUAUGCAAACGCUAAAGUCCAUGGCGAGAGGGAAAUCCCCUGGGAUAGAUGGCCUAACAGUGGAAUUCUACGUCAAGUGUUGGGAGACAGUAGGUCCACCACUAGUGGAGCUAUUCAAUGGAGUGCUGGUGGGAGGGAAAUUGGGUAAGAGGAUGACACGUGGCGUGAUCUCAGUGCUGUUUAAAAAGGGGGACGAGGCGAAGGUGCGAAACUGGCGCCCAAUUUCCUUGCUGAACGUGUCUUAUAAAAUACUGGCCAAGACGCUAGCAAGAAGGUUGGGGAGGUAUCUCCCUGAGAUGGUGAAGAAAGACCAGGGCGCUUUCGUGCAAGGGAGAUCCAUUUUCAACAACAUUGCGACAACAAUCGAAGUCCUAGAGGUGAUACAAGCAGAGAAUCUGGACACAACGGUACUCCUACUGAAUCUGGAAAAGGCCUAUGACAAAGUAGGGUGGACGUUUGUCAUGACCACUCUAAGACACAUGGGUUUUGGGGAGGGUUUCUGCAAGUGGGUAGCAGCCCUGUACACCUUCUCCACUUCAGUGGUGAUGGUGAACGUGCACCUAUCCCAACCAUUUAGACUCACAAGAUCGCUGAGGCAGGGCUGUCCACUCGCCCCCUUGCUGUUUGUACUGCAGAUCAUGGAGGUCCUCAUGAACCGUAUCAGGAAGCACCGGGUGAUCAAAGGGCUUACGUUGAAUGAGACGGCGGAGUUCAGGGUCAAAGCGCUGACGGACGACCUGUUUGCAGUCUGUGAGAAUACAUUGCCAAUAAUGACAGCGUUAAAAAGCGUCAUGCAGGAAUAUUCAGUCCUAUCGGAAGCGUCCGUGAACUGGGUCAAGUCCGCAUGCCUCUUGCCAGCCCAGUUCAAGUUGAGCGUAGAGUGGGGAAUGAAGAGAAUAGAAGAGGGGGAGGAGGAGAGAUUCCUCGGAGUGUUGAUAAGUCUGCAGGUAGGCUGUUCCUCACAUAGCCUUCUCCUUCAAAGCCGGAUAACAGCCAAACUGUCGAUGUGGGGGAUUGCAUGGCAUUUGUCGUUGAUAGGACGGGCGCUGGUGUCAAAUGUAGCGUUGUUCUCAAUCCUCUGGUUCGUGUGUACGGUGAAGGAAAUGGCGGCGGGCAUUCUCAAGACCAUUCAAAGACUGAUCGCCCGCUUCCUCUGGAAACCGUACGCGAAGAAGGAUGAAGGGUUCAUAGCAAAGGUGACAUGGGAGCUCCUAACCUUCCCACGAGAACAGGGAGGUCUAGGACUAUGGGAUCCGGCACAGAAGAACCAAGCGCAACUCAGAGGUUGGGUGUGCAAGGCUGCUGUAGCUGAAGUCAAAGAGGAUUGGGUACUUCUAGCAGAAAGAUUGCUGAUGAGGGAAUGGGAUCUCAACAGGCCGGAGGAUGUCUGGGUGGGUUUCCUCAUGGACUCCUUCAGAAGGAAACGCCCAAAGUCGCUGUUUUGGAAGGCGAUCCUGAGAGCUUGGAAGAACCUCCCGCCCGACGUCCCAACACCACCGCAGACCAAAGAAGAGGUGCUCGCCCAACACCUUUUUGAAAACCCUCGCGUUCGCUCUCAGGGAGGGACUGUGCUCCACGCAGAUGGCUCGACAAGUUCUUUUGGUCUCGCCUGGAUAAAGAGGGGAGUCUCCAGAGUUAGAGACAUCUGGUCCUCCCUGCUGGGUCAAUGGGUACCUCUAAUGGAGCUGAUGACUCACCUGAACGACCUUAGGAGGGUGGAAGAGAAUUGGAAUAUGCUGCGAGAGGCCAUCCCGCAGGGCUGGCUGAUCAUCCUAGGACCGGAGAAGGUGGAUCCAACAGGCACUUGGUAUGCCGCAGAAGAUCAGGAAGAGGACUGCGUAGCCUGGAAAGUGGUAGGGAUCACUCCAAGUGGCUUCAGAAAGGUGGAGGAAUGGCAAGGGGGGAAACAGGGAAACAGAUUGACAUUCAUAAGGGAAGACACAGUGCAGAAGUGGAGUAACCUGCCGCAAAUUCGAGUGGUGGAAAGACAAGCCACCAAGAACUCUCAGGGAGAAGUCAUCUGGAUUGGCAAAUGCACUCUCAGACAGCUAAGGAUUGACCCGCUCGCCUGGAACUGGAGCAGACCGACUACGGACAACCGGUCGAAUCCUCUGUUGCCCAUGCUGGACUACAACGUGAGUGAAGGCUACAAUCUGGCCUCAAAGGCAACCAGAACCCCGGCUGCAGUGGCCGUUUCCAGGUGGGAAAAGGUCCUGGGCUCAGACCCCAAGCUGUUGGAGGUCAAUUUCAGCAAUUUAUGGAAAGCCCUGUGCGCAAUGCCCAAUGGUAAACAGGAGGACGACGCGUGUACAGGGGAAGUGCCGGCCAAAUUGUUGACUAUCUUCAUUAGAAGCGCGAUGGAUUCGGAGGGGAUACUACAACGAGACGUGGCGGUGUGGCUUGACAUCUUGGCGGUGGCCCAUCAGCAGCUGCAGGAGACGGUGGGUGAGCUGACUCAGCGAUCUCAAGAGCUGCGGGUGAUUGAAGGGGAUGCGUUCCCCCUGGCCGAAUGGGUGGAUCACCGCUCGCAACUCAUGUCAGAUAUAAUCUGGGAGCUGGAGGAGCUGGAGGAUAAUCUGGGAGCUGGAGGAGCUGGAGGAUAAUCUGGGAGCUGGAGGAGCUGGAGGAGGGGCUAGAUCCCGGGCUUGAACCUUACAUUGA
Molecule: messenger RNA, 4198 nt
Organism: Chara braunii
Lineage: Eukaryota; Viridiplantae; Streptophyta; Charophyceae; Charales; Characeae
Source: the annotation of a GenBank genome assembly